GUAUGCUUGAAUGGUACAAAGGUAUAUUGUCUUAAAUUUCAGAUAUGGAAAACAACCAACAUACAAUAAAUGAACAGUUAUAUGCUGUUGAAACUAACAAGAUGAUGCCAAAUAAUGAAAAAAGAGAAAAGAAAUAUAUUAAAAUCAAACAAUUUAAGAUACCUGUAUUCGACGUUGAUGGGAAACCAAUGAUGAUGAAUCCUUCCUUCUCUACUAUUGCUUGUGGAAUUUUACUAGUGUUUGCAGGCGCUAUGAUUUUUGGUCUGAUUUUGGUUUCAUUCCACAGACCAUAUAUUGCGCGAAUUCGAGAAUACAAUCGAAUUAAUAGACUUGGAAGUAGUUCGUCAGAUAUGCUCCUAUACACCCGUAAUAGCAUGGACAAAGCCUACCUUUUAACAAGCGCUCAAGCUUGGUUUUGGCAUAAAGGAAUAACCUUAAAAGUAAAGCUUGGAGAUUGUAAAACAAACUCUUCAGUGAUGGUCGAAGGACGCAACUUGACUGAAAUUUAUCUUGGAGACAUAAUGGAGAGUCCGUCGAAUAACUUUAGAGUUAAUUUUCCCAAGGAUAUCUGUAUUCUUCCAAAGCUAAAUAAGAUAAAACCUGAAUACGAAUAUGCAUUAGUAUCUGUUGUAAACUUUGGUAGACAAGUGAAUUCCAGAAAGGAAGUUGAUUUAGAUAUUUUUCAAACUAAUUAG
Dimorphilus gyrociliatus is the source of this 695-nucleotide messenger RNA. NCBI's taxonomy places the organism in Eukaryota, Metazoa, Annelida, Polychaeta, Dinophilidae. The record is from the annotation of a GenBank genome assembly.